Messenger RNA from Actinia tenebrosa (Australian red waratah sea anemone), 1664 nucleotides. RefSeq names its product ADP-ribosylation factor-like protein 5B. Lineage: Eukaryota; Metazoa; Cnidaria; Anthozoa; Actiniaria; Actiniidae. The record is from RefSeq and is a predicted model, not a curated record. Gene Ontology annotation, molecular function: GTPase activity; GTP binding.
GCACUAGUCCUUGAAUUUCUCAACAAAAUCCUUGAUCGUGUGGGAAGAUGGUUUUCAGCCCUGAAUAAUCAUCGAAAAAAAAAUCUUUGCGAUCGACUAUGGACAUUCUGGCAUCCAAGAAUAGUUUAUAGAUUUAUAGGAGCUUCUGUAGAACCUACUAUUUUAGUCUUGGGAUCAGAAAUGGGCUUACUUUUCUCGAAACUCUUUAGUUGGUUCAGUAAUGAAGAACACAAAGUUAUCAUUGUUGGAUUGGAUAAUGCUGGGAAAACCACUAUACUAUAUCAGUUUCUAAUGAAUGAAGUAGUCCACACAUCACCAACAAUAGGCAGCAACGUUGAAGAGAUUGUUUGGAAGAAUAUACACUUUAUAAUGUGGGACAUAGGAGGCCAGGAGUCAUUAAGAGCGGCAUGGAAUACAUAUUAUGCAAAUACUAGAUUUUUAAUUUUAGUCAUCGAUAGUACAGACAGAGAAAGACUAGCCAUCUCCAAGGCUGAACUGUAUCAAAUGCUAGCAAAUGAAGAACUGAAGCAAACUGCCAUCCUCGUUUUUGCAAAUAAACAAGAUAUAUCAGGCUCCAUGUCAGUAGCAGAUAUUUCUGAACAGCUCAACUUAUCCUGUAUCAAGGAUCAUGGAUGGCAUAUCCAGCCUUGCUGUGCCCUGACAGGGGAAGGGUUGUAUCAAGGACUGGAGUGGAUUACCACACAAGCAAGAAAGUGAUUGCUUGUUUUAUAGAAAAUAUAUUAUUUUAUAACUUCCAUAUCUUCAAUGACGUUCCAAUUAAGCCUCCUAACAGGUUCCUAAAAUCCUAUGAAAAUCUUCAUCCAUUACUACUAGAGAUUAGCCACAAAUCCAUGGAAUGCAGUGUAUUUAUUCCAAGUAAUACUUGACUGGUGAUCUCCUGUAAUGAGCUCACAUAAAGACAAUCCAAGGGGAACAUAAAUGGUUUCUUUUUUCUUGUCAAACUGCAAGUAUUUUAGUCCAGAAAGCAUGGUGACAAGUGGUGGCAAACAUUAAGGAAGGUGUCUACAAGACUGUUGCAAGUAACAUCACUGGCAACAGAGUUUUCAAAGCAUGUCAAAUGUGCCUGAACAGUACCAACAACAAACUUAGACCAAAAGAACAGCCCCUAUUUCUGGCCAGUGGAACAUAGGAAACUCAUUUCUCUGGCUGAUUUCAUGAAGCCAUUACCAGUAAUGAUGAAGGCAUGUUCAUUGGGAAAAUAUUAUUAUACACAAUUUUAUAGAAAUGAAACUCAAUUCUACUUCUCCAGUGGGUAGCCCCCAGUGUUUUAUAGAAUUGGACACAGUACAAGUUUCAUUGUUUCACUCAAUAAUUACCUCAGUUGUAUCUUGGCCUCUAGAUUGUCACUUCCACAUAGAGUACUCCAAAAAAAACAGUGUUUUAUUUUACACAACGCAACAAAUAAUCCUUAUGAUCUAGAAAGCAAUCAUCAAUUCAAAGUUAAAAGAAAAUAAGGAACUAGUUAAUUGGGAACUUGAACUUUAAAUAUAGAUAGUAUAAUUUAACUGUUGUGAAUGUAUAUAAAUUUAAAUUUCAUUAGCAAUAAUAAUUUCCUUGUAAGUGUAUAGGUAUAAACUCUGUGAUAUUUAUAGCAAUUUUUUUUCUUUAUUAUUAACUUAAUAAAACUUGGCUCUAACACUUUG